Messenger RNA from Podarcis lilfordi (Lilford's wall lizard), 8284 nucleotides. The record is from the annotation of a GenBank genome assembly. NCBI's taxonomy places the organism in Eukaryota, Metazoa, Chordata, Lepidosauria, Squamata, Lacertidae.
GGCGGGGGUCUAGCUCAGGCUGAGAGGGCGGUUUGCCACAGCCUUGCAAUACACGUCACUGCCCUCCCCCGCGAUCAAGUAAAACAAUAGAAAUACUUUACUAACUGACCAACUAUGUCGGUUCUGCACCCCCCCAAAAAAUCCUGACUACGCCCAUGAAGCAACGUAAGUUUCUUUUCCUUUCCCUUUUUGUGAACUUCAGUAGCCCUGUGGCAAGAAAGGAUAUAUUGUGAGGGUAGCUUAUGAUAGCCCUGCAAUGAAGCCUACUGUUAAUGCUGCAAGUUAAAUAUUUAUUUUUAGGGUGGGAGAGGUGGUUUGAGUUACAGACAAAACUCCCCCAAAGAAAGCACCCCACAGGUUGCAGCAAAGGCGUCAAUCUACUCAUAUUAAUGCUUUGGUUGGGGUGGGGACGACGUUGAAAUAAAGAAGUACAGAAAUAAUGCUUUUUGAUGGGACCUAUAAAUAAAUCAUGCUUGGUUAUCAUACCAGCUAUGGGAAAGAACUUUAAUAUAUGAAAGAAAUAUUGAUAUGUUAAGUUAAGGAAUAGAGAAUUCUAUUAGCAUAGAAGAGGGGAAUUUCGGUGAUGAAAUGGCUAAAAUAGCUUAGGUUAACUGAAGCAUAACAUUUUGACUGUUGAUAGUAAGUAGAAUUAGAAGGCUGAGGACUUAUCCACACCAGAGCAGCUCAUGGAUCUGCACCGUUCUAAGCAAGGAAUUUUGAGAAAAGUCAUAUACAAAGUCCAGUGUUCACCAUUAGAAUAUACACAUAGACAGUAUACAUUUGAAAAGGGACCCCACCUUAUCUAACCACAGCAACUGCUGGUUUAGUGUGAUUCUUACCAGCUGAUUGGCCUGAUCAACCAAUUCAUAGGGUUGAUUAUUAGAAUAAUGAGUGUGUAUUGAAGUAUUGCUUAUAAGAGUUGUAUUGAUCAUAAGAUGAAUAAAGCAUCACAAAGGUAUUUUGCGUCUGUCUUCUCUUGCAUCUGUAACAAAAAAUACCAGUGGUCACUGGCUGUAUAAAAUCCCUUUUUAGGACAAUCAGGUACAUCAACCAUGACAUGAUGAAAGCUGGCAAAAUCAGUAUAUAUUUGGUGAUCAAGAACCUGAUUGGCUAACAGUAAAGGUAAAGGGACCCCUGACCAUUAGGUCCAGUAGUGACCGACUCUGGGGUUGCGGCGCUCAUCUUGCUUUACUGGCCGAGGGAGCCGGCGUACAGCUUCCGGGUCAUGUGGCCAGCAUGACUAAGCCGCUUCUGGCGAACCAGAGCAGCGCACGGAAACGCCGUUUACCUUCCCGCCGGAGCGGUACCUAUUUAUCUACUUGCACUUUGACGUGCUUUUGAACUGCUAGGUUGGCAGGAGCAGGGACCGAGCAAUGGGAGCUCACCCCAUCGCAGGGAUUCGAACUGCCGACCUUCUGAUGGGCAAGUCCUAGGCUCUGUGGUUUAACCCACAGCACCACCUGCGUCCCCAUGAUUGGCUAACAACAUCAGGCCAAAUCCAGCAGCCAACUGCACGCAGAAGCCUUGUGCUCUACUGCAGGGCCAGCCUUGAUAGUAGGCAGAGUGAAGCGGCUGCCUCAGGCACAGAUGCUGGGCAAUGUACAGUUGUGAGGUGUCUGAGGGGGAGAGAACUGGGUGCCACAUUGCCUGCCCAGUGACCCCUGAGCAAGCCUGCUGCCUUCAUGUGUGCUGACCUUUUUGCCAGUGUUGAUGUGAAAUUUAGUAGCUGUGUCUACUAGGACAACAUUUUCCUUCCCCUCAUGGAGCAAAAUACCUUCUUGUACAAUGCAGAUUAAAUGGUUAAAAAAUAAUAAUUACUUUUUUUAACACACAUGAAGACAUAAGUGAGAAAGAACACAUCCUUGGUUGUUUAUUUUAGUUUCUUUGUGGUCAUGCUAGCCUAAAAUUAAUUGAUUUAUGUGGACAUCUCACUUCCCCACCCCAGAAGAUUAAAAAAACCACAGGUCUGUUUGUAGCAGGAACCCCCCACCCCAAUCAUUCAGUUUGUACAAACUUCACACACUCACACUCACACACUACAUACGCCACGCUUCUGUUAUAAAUUCAUAGAAAAAUCAACCAUACAUUGGAUUUGCACUGUUCCAUUUUUAUUUUACUCCAUAUGACAAGGACUAUCAAAGGGGGGUGGCUUGGUUCUGGUCAGCCAUAAUCCCUUCACCAUCCCAGCACAUCCACAGGAGCCCUGCCCAGUUGCUAUGCCAACCCUGAUGGUCCUAGACAGAAGACCAUCAAGAUCACAAAGAACUUGCAUAUGGGAGUGGAUUCAGCAUGGACUGAAACAAAGGACAAUGAUCAGAUCUUCCCUCUGGGGGCAGGAAACUGCCAACUCCCCUUUGUCUCCUGGAAGUGACUCAUGGGGGGGGAAAGGAGGAACCAGCCAGGUGACAGGACACUCAGGUUACCACCACAACUCCUCCCUCAACCCCUCCUUUCUGUAAUGUAUGCAUGAUGUUUCUGGGGGUGGGCUUGACCUAGAGGAUGGGAAUUUCAAAAGUUUUUAUAAGGUCUUGCACACCAUCUUUCUGGGUCUUUCCUCUCUCUUGCACGUGAGGGGAACACCCUGUUGCAACAGUUCAAUAAAGGCCAAGCCUACAGGCUGCUGUUUUGCUCCAAGUUAUCCUGGUUGGUGUCUUUAUUUUGUCCAAGGGAGCCCUCGGAUUUUUCCGGUAACAUGUUGAAACUGGAAAUUCAAGUCUGUCCAUUCCCCGCUCCCUCCUUAUCUAUGAAGGGAACAUGAUGGAACUGGUUGCCAUCAAUAUAACAGAAAAUGCAUAUUCAUUGCAUGUAUAGUCACUCACAAUUUGUAUGCUACAAGUGCCUCCUUGUAUUUUGGCAUUCCCUCCAUGUUACUGAAAUACAUUUACCGUACUAACCUUUGUGGGCCUUGGUAAAAAACCAGAUCUAGUAUUAUUCACAUAGAUCCUCAUGAAUUUGCUUGAGUUUUAUAUACAAAGCAUACAAAUUGGUAAAAAUGCAAACAAAAAUAAGCUUAAAAGCACUAUCAGAACAUUAUCAGUACUGUACCGCCAACAUAAAAAUUAGCACAGCACAGCCUAAAAUCCAGUACAAAGCAGCACUCAGGAAUACGACUUCACUUUUGGUUUUUAUACCACAUUAACCACAUGCUGUCUGCUCUGAAUAGGAGCCAGCCUGGGGUUGAGUAGUCUGGUCUACUUAUCUUGUUUUUCUGCAACGUGGUGGCUGGAAUACUAACAAAUACCAUCCUCUGCCCGGGAGCUAGCCUGACUUUCAGGAAGUGUGUGCAGAAUGGAUAUGUGGAAUUAGUAAAACAGAUGUAGCUGCUGGGCUACUUUUGACAAUAAUGCCUUCUGCCUGUUACUUUUCGGAAAUGAACUUGAAAGUUGAGAUCACUUUCCGUCUCACUAUUUCCCAAUUUGGAGCUCUUUGUUAUGUAAUCUUCCUGUGUUGGAAGUUCCUCAAAAGGCUUGUGAAAUUCUGCUAAAAUAACUAGAAGCAGGUUGGGAGGAAGAACUCAGCUGGAAAAUUAAAACUGAGUAAUCUCUGACCCUUUGCUGCUACUGAACACAACGGGACAGUUACUAAGAUAUCGUGUUGUGUGUGGAAAGGAGCAGAAGGAGAUCUGUGGCAGAUCUGUGGCAGAAACGAGUCUCAACUUCCAGAGCAGUUGGUAGGUGAUUUUUAGCUUUGUUGUUGAAAUGCCAUUUUUCUCCUCUUAAGCACUAGAGGGCCAUUCUGGCACAUGUACAGCACAAUCCUGUACGUAUUAUCCACCUAUUUUCAGAAGUAAGCCCCGCCGUGUUCAGUGGUAGCUUUCUUCCAGCUAAGUAUGCAAAAGCAUUUUGUGAUUCUGACAUACUGUACUUUGCUGGUAAAGAAAUGCCAUCUCAUAUGCUACCCUACUUUCCAGUUCUAUUUUAGCUUUGUGACCUGCUUCUGAACAUAGCAAUAUUUAAAUAGAUUUCAGUUCCAGGAGAGCACUAUAACUGGCAGAAUGAAAACAAAAAACAAAAACAGACACGAACCUUAUUAUUUUCUAAGGAUGAACUAUACGUAGUCAGUGGUGUGGGUCUUCCAGGAAAAACUGUACAUGCAAAUAGGGUGAUUUGCAUAUAGUAAUUAUCUGAGUGAUUUCAUUUAGCAUGUUUAUUUUUACUUGUACUGUAUUUAGUAAACAAAGCUAUGAACUUUGAUAGUGUCAAGCUUGUCUAAUAUUUAGUUGCAAUUGGCACCCAUUGUUAUUAAAGAACUUAUGAAAUGUAAACUUUUCUGCAGAAAAAUUAAGCCCUGGAAAAUUUUGUGUCCCACAUCACUGAAUGCAACCAUAAACCAAGAGCAAGUUGUAGCACAAGAGUGUCAUUUGUGUCACAUUUCUCUCAACAAUAGGCUUGUUAGGAGUGUUUCCUUGGCUAUGUGUUAUUUGAAGUAAGACGGCCAGGGCUGUGUCCCCUCUCUUUAAUUAAAAGUCUCCAGGGAAAAGAUCCUCUCCUCUCUCCAUCUCCUCAUUGCUCACAAACAACAAAACCCAUCUUCUGUUUGUUUUGUUAAGUAGUGAGCAGCAAUUUCCUUGCCUACCCUCUUACUGAGGCAAGUGUCCCAUUUCUGACUGCAGGUGGCACUUCAUGAGACUGAAUGCCUUUCCAUGCAAAAAAUAAAAUCAAAUAAUCAUUGUACAUAGAAAACUUGUCUAUCAGGACAAAGUGCUCUAGCUUCUCCCUGGGCUGCUAGUUUUCUAUGUGAGGGAAGUUUUUGCACACACCGCUAUUUCACAUGGUGUGAGCCUGUGAGGUCUAUGUUUCGGCUGGAAAUGCAGAUGGGUCUGAGAGAGGAGUGGAAACUGGCAUAGUGGCGAGUAGCAUCACAAGGCCAAACCUGCGCUGUGUCUCCAUUAUAGUUUCUAGAGGGAAGGAAGGGUAUCUUUUUAUAUGCGACGGCGGCAGCAAGAGUUCUGAUUGCGGCAAAAUGGAAGAGAAAUGAAAUCCCCUCUGUACAAGAUUGGAUCCGAAAGCUGACAGAAUAUGCUGAAUUAGACGGUCUAUCAGAAAAAUUAAGAAUAAAUCAAAACAGGAAUUUGUUUCAAAAUGGGAGGUUUUCAAAGAAUAUUUGAAAAAUAAAUAUAGUUGUUUAAAUUCUGUAGCAGCAUUCGAGGAACUUCAGUAAUAGUUGCAAGGCAGAUAUAAGAAAUUAGAUAUAUUAAGAAAAAGUUUAAUUAUGAUAAAAGUGUGUAUUGGCAAUAAGUAAUAUGAAAUCGAAAUAUGGAAUAGACGGGAGGUUGGGUCUUUAGUGUUAAGACCAAUAUAUGUUUUAUUGUUUGUUAAGAAAAUUAUGUGUCUAUGGUUAUUACUGUGUGUAUUUGUGUUUUUUCUUUUUUCUUGUGUAUCAAUAAUAUAUAUAUAUAUAUAUAUAUAUAUAUAUAUAUAUAUAGUUUUUCUAGAGGGAAGAGGCAUUUGAGGGUCUCAGUGCCAUGCUACCUCUCCCAUCCCCACUAGCAAAGGAAUCCAGGAUGAUAAAAUAGACAAAACCUCAGAGGUGUGUGGCAUUACUUGGAGUACGUUGUUCCCACUGACUUCCCAUGCGAUCUGUCAAAUCCUGCAGCAUACAGAUGGUUGCUGACACUUUAGGAAAUAGUGUUGUGAUUUAACUAUGACUUUUCUGGCAUGCGCUUUUGUAAACCAAUAAAAUCUUUAACAAAAAAAAUAUUUUAAAAAACAACUGUGGCUUUUCUCUUUUCAGGGUUUGCAUCAUGCUCAGAAUUCAGACCUUUGUGUUCUCCCUUCUCCUGGGACUGGAACUCCCCAAAGCAAAAGCCAACUGUAACUUUACAGAGUCCCAACGUCACUGUGUUUGUUCACUAGAGGCGAAUAACUUCAUUCAGUGCCUUCCAGCCACCACAUAUGAGCUUCGAGGAGGAAAUCUGGAACAAUUUGCAGGUUCUUCUGGAAUCAAGCCAAACUCACAGAUAACUGACAUUCUGGAGGCCCUGCUAGUUCGCAAGCUCAUAUUUACAGACCUCAUUGUGCCAGAGGUUCUCGUGCCAGGGUCCCUGCAAUUUCUUUCCUACACUCAGGUCUCAGAACUUGAAUUUGUAAACUGUACUUUCCUUAGAGCCGCUCCCUGGAGCCUCUCAGGUUGGCGGGACCUGAAGGUUUCUUCCUUGCGCUUUCACAAAGUGACGGCUGCCCCCCUGGAUGACAGACUGAACAUGUCCCGCCUGAGAAGGUGGCUGGAGACCCUGCAGAAUCUGACAGUUACAGAGUCACAAGUCACAUCUGUCCCGUGCGAAAUUAGCAAGAUGUUCACAUCGUUGCAUUUACUGGAUGUUUCGGGAAACAAUUUCCAGGACCAAACCAUGAAGUCAACAUUCUGCGAAGGGGUUUUUCCGCAACUCCAAAUCUUAAAACUCCACCACAACAAUCUGACCUCUUUUGAGACUGUGUGCAAGACUCUUGGCCAUCUCAAGAUGCUCACUCACUUAGACCUAAGUCAGAAUAACUUUCAGCCCCGAGUCUUUUCCUCCUCCUGCACGUGGCCACAUUCACUUCAAAUUUUUAAUUUGUCCAGUACAGGGUUAGAGCAAAUAGGCAGUUCUCUGCCACCCAACAUUAAGAUAUUAGACCUGAGUGCCAAUAACAUUUUUACCCUUGACUUCUCACUCCCUGCCUUGAAAGAGCUCUACCUGUCCAAAAACAGGCUGCAAACUGUUCCCUCACUUGACAGGCUUCCUAGUUUGCAGGUCCUCAGUCUUGAUCAAAACCAGAUCUCACAACUUCCCAGCAACCAUCUCCUGCGUCUGCAGAGCUUGAAAGCUGGCCACAAUCUCUACAAUUGUUCUUGUUCCAGGGAUAUCCAGGACUUAGCAGCAAAACCAUCAUUGCUGCCUGAUUGGCCUCAGGAUUAUACAUGCCAUUCCCCUCUCAAUUACCAGGGCUCCCUGGUAAAAAAUGCACAUUUUUCAUCACUGCAGUGCAAGGCUCUGGUCACUCGUGGCUCAAUAUUCAACUUGCUGAUAUGCCUUCACCUUGUUUUUCUGUUUGCUUUCAGUGCUACAAUUUCUGGACAUUUUAUUUCAGCAAUUCUGAACUGUUGGGACUCGUCAGGGAACUAACAAGCAGAUCACAAUUGAUUGUGGCAUAAAUUAAGUGUAAGCUACUCGACUGGGCUAGAUUGAAUCGUAUUUGUACAUUUGUACUGUAUUUUAUGAUACUAUUUUAUGACACUGCCUGUGUGGUGUAGUGGUCAGACGUGGGAGACCAGGGUUCAAAUCCCCACUCUCAAAUGAAGUGCACUAGGUGAGCUUGGGCCAGUCAUUAUCACUCAGCCUAGCCUACCUCACAGGGUUGUUGCAGGGGAUUAAAUGAGGUGAGGGAGAACCAUGAGCUUAUUGGAGGAAAAGCUGGGUUAUAAAUGCAAUAAAAAUGCCUGCAUAACAGGUGGUAUAUAAAAACCUCAAUAAAUAAAUAAACUAGAAAAUUAGAAUCUGGGGUUGGGUAUUGAAUAUUACUGGGCAAAUGGCAUGAGUGCAGAAUUUGUAAUAAAAUAAAAUAAAGAGAGGGAGCAAGAGUAUGCUUCAGUUAGAAUAUUGCAUGCUGCUUUGACUGUAACUUUUCCUCUACCAGCUGAAACACACAUGUUAUUUUUAUUAAAAAUUAACCACAGUCUUCCAACAUCUUUUUAAAAUAAACCCCUGUACUAAAAACUCAUAAAUAUUUACAAUUGUUAUAAAGCAACAACAAAAAGGUAGAGUGUACAUUUGAUCUCCAGCUGCUUACAGAUGCCAUUUUUAAGAGAGAGAGAUAUAUAAUGAUCCCGUACACUGCAUACAUCCCACAGAGCCUGCUCUAAGAGGGGUCAUCCAUGGAUGUGGAAAACAGCGAGAGGCAAUUACCAUAUGCUCUGCUCCUUCUCCAGUGCCACUGUGAUCUGAAUCUCCCAUGGCUGCAUUUGCCAUGUUUAAAAACCAUAAGAGACCCAGCCACCUAUAUGUCCAGUUUGGUCUUCAGAAUCUUUUUCUCACAUGGGGGAGAGGGAGGUGUACAGGUACAGUCAGCCUACUAGAAAACUAAUAAAUCUAUUAUAAACAGUUUAGCAGGUUGUAUGACCCUAGAAAGAAACCUUGGAUGGGCCUUGGAUUAAUAUACUUUCCUUCCCAGUCCCUCCUUCCUUGGACUGUUGAAAAUAAGAUGUCAUUAUAAAAUUGUAUUAGCUAUCCCAUGUUAUCUUGAAAGGUAAUACUCUUUGUAGACUUGAGAAGCUAUAUCUAAUAAAAUGAAAAUUAUAAAAUAAA